Messenger RNA from Eruca vesicaria subsp. sativa (arugula), 2113 nucleotides. NCBI's taxonomy places the organism in Eukaryota, Viridiplantae, Streptophyta, Magnoliopsida, Brassicales, Brassicaceae. The record is from the annotation of a GenBank genome assembly.
AAAAUGUACACCCACAUUAUAUGCUUAUAUAGCUUAUAUCUAUAGAAAGACAAAGGCUUUAAACUCCUUUUAAGUUGCUUGAACAAAAAGCAUAGCAAUUCUCUCUGUUUUUUUUCUGCAGAUUAAAAUAAAACCAUAAACAGACAUUUCUUCUCUGUUUUCCAGCUUUUGUCUUUGGAGUUUGGUUUCUGGAGAAGACAAAAGUCUCUACCUUUUUAAGAGUUCGAAAUCCAUUUUCCAUAAGUACUAGUAUAUAAGUGGAGAUCAUUCAUAAAUCAUUUAAGAAGUCUUCUCGAGUCUUGUGAGCCUUGGAUUCUUGAUUUGGUGAUGAUGGAUAUGGAGGUUAAGCAGAUAUUGAAGAGUCUAUGUUUCAGCUAUGGAUGGUCUUAUGCUGUCUUUUGGCGCUAUGACCCCAUUGAUCCCAUGUUACUGAGAGUUGAAGAAACACACAAUGAUGAACAAUCAGCCACACUCGUUGAUGAUAUGAUUCUCCAGACUCAUGUCUUAGGCCAGGGCAUUGUGGGUGAAGCUGCUUUAACCGGUAACUACCAAUGGCUGUUCUCAGACACACUUGUUCAGUGUGAGCAUGAGUUUCUGAAUCAGUUUCUCUCUGGCUUUAAGAGUAUCGCAAUCAUUCCAGUAGGAUCAAGCGGCGUUAUUCAGUUAGGCUCUACACAAAAGAUUGUUGAGAGCCUAGAGAUGUUGGAAGAAACAGCAAGAGCACUGCAGGAAAAGCAUUCUUUGAAACUAAAGGAUCAGUCUGUGGAUCUAGAUACUUUGUUCGAGUCUCUAGCACCUCUGGUAGACUGUGACAUUGUUCCUGAAUCUUUCCAAGGACUCAGUUUCGAUGACAUCUUCACUGACGACACUAAUCCUCCUUCUUUGCUCAGCCCUAGUUUCGAUAAACCAACUUCUGAAGCAUCUCUAAAACCUUCUUCUUCAGACAUUAAUGGGGAUGAUGAUUGUGUGUUUGACAUUCUCAACUCUUACUCUGUGGACGAUCUGUUCCAGCUGCUGGCUGAUUCACCAGAACAGAAUUGCUCAUCAGGAGGUGAUCAGGAAAGCUCCAUGGUGAUCCAAGGAAACGACAAGGAUCUUUUCGACAUUUUGGGGAUCCAUUCCCAUGAUUCUCCGCCUCAGAAAAAAGGACUAUUCUCUGAGCUCAUAAGCACUAGCCUUAGCAACAGCACUAGUUGUCUCACAAAUGUGCAAGAAGACUCUUAUUCUGGCCUGAAUCAGAGCAAGAGACGGAAACUUGACACAUCAACAAGCUCAAGCGUCUUCAUGACUCAGGCAGAAGAGACACUAUCAACACCUAUUAGUACUCCCCUGUGGAUUGAUAAUUGGAAGAAACCUCAAGAAGAAGAAGAUGGAGUGAAGAAGAAGAAGAAAAGAGGAGAAAGCAGGAAGCCAAGGCCUAAAGACAGGCAGAUGAUACAAGACCGUAUCAAGGAGCUACGAGGGAUGAUUCCAAAUGGAGCAAAGUGUAGCAUUGAUACGUUGCUUGAUCUGACGAUAAAGCACAUGGUGUUCAUGCAAAGCAUCGCCAAGUACGCUGACCAACUCAAACAACCAUACGAGUCUAAGCUGGUGAAGGAGAAGGAGAGAACAUGGGCGUUGGAAGUUGGGGAUGAUGAGUCGGUGGUGUGUCCAAUCAUCGUGGAGGAUUUGAAGACGCAAGGACAAAUGCAGAUAGAGAUGGUUUGCCAGGAAAGUGGGGAUGAGUUUCUUGAGAUUGCACAUGUGGUGAGAGGUCUAGGAUUGAACAUAUUGAAAGGAGUCAUGGAAAGGAGACAGGGAAGGAUAUGGGCACACUUGAUCGUUGAGUCAAAGCCACACGUCACAAGGCUUCAACUCUUUUACUCACUUGUUCACCUCUUUCAACAACAAAACCCACCACACUCCUCUUCUUCCCAAUCCCACCACCAAACAUGACUUAUAGGACUCACUUACUACUCUUUAUGUAUGCUUUAGUUUAUUUCUUACAUCUGAUUUUAUUUGUCUUCCAUAUUUGAUUGGUGGAUGGCAAAGAAAGCUGUUGAUAGUUAACUAGUUCCAUCCCAAAGCGUUUGUACUAGGAAACAUGAAAUGAAGGAUUUAUUUUUGGCUUUAA